Trichoderma atroviride IMI 206040 is the source of this 1000-nucleotide messenger RNA. RefSeq lists its product as uncharacterized. NCBI's taxonomy places the organism in Eukaryota, Fungi, Ascomycota, Sordariomycetes, Hypocreales, Hypocreaceae. The record is from RefSeq and is a predicted model, not a curated record.
CUCUGCAUCGACUGGAUUUUUUCUACUGCCACGAUUCACAGGAUUCGAAUACUUUUUCUGGGUCUCUCUAUCAAAUAUUCUCCAUCACACUCAUUCACUUGCGAGCGGUGCUUGCUUCUGAGGCUUACCAGCAAUUUCGACCUACGAUCAUCUAUAUCAUUCAUUCUGCAAUUCUGCAUUUUUUUCUCGAUAAAAGUUAACCAUGGCUGGCUUCAUGAAUUCGCCGGCGCUUCGAGGUGCCGGACUGGUUAUUCUCCAGGCCCUUCGAGUCGCUACUGUCAUCACUCUUUUGACUGCCGGCGCUGCUAGCUGGAUUCUCAUCAUCAACGUCCAGAAGAGCAAGCCGUACUUCAUCUUUGAGUGCUUCACGCUCUUCUUCGUCUCGGUCUUUUGCUCUUUGCUCGUCGUCUCGGAGCUGGCUUUCAUGGAAUUCAUCAAGAUUUACCUGCGCCGCAUGUGGCCUGUCCUGUCCGAUCACCACGGGCUUAGCUGGCUGGGCAUCGGCAUGAUCAUCAUCGGCUGCAACCUCUUGGGCAUGCUCAACCACGACUUGGACAUGUCCUCUGCGCUCUCUUCGCUGGUGCUCGCCGCGGGCAUCCUGUCCUUUAUCUUCGGCUUUCUCAACUUUGUCUGCUCAUUCAUCUGGUGCGACAGAAAAGAGGGCAUCACGUCUCGCGACAUCCGCGCAAACGGCUCGCUGGCGCGGUCUCAGCGCCAAUACUCCGAGUACGGCGGCAGCAGCAGGUCGGCCUCGAUCCGAAACGAGAAGACGAGGAGCAAGUUCAUGUUUUGGAAAAGCGAAAAGGACGAAGAAUACAUGAGCGGCCAGGCUCAAAGUCACCCGCCCUACAUCAUCACUCAUCAUGUCCGCGAUAUCGAAGCUCAGAGCGACAGUCCCAUUAUUCCGGGCCUGAAGCGUCCUGAUACGGCUCUGCACCCAAUGAACAGCCGCAGCAGCCGCAGCAGCCGGUACUCCGAGGCCAACAUGUCUCGCUUUUGA